CUCUCCCAUUUGCUCUCUCUCUCUCUCUCUCUCUCUCUCUCUCUCCCCUUGUCUUCCCCUCCCUUUUCCUCUUCGUUUCUCUGUACUUUCACUGUUUCACCAAUAGAUCAAUUCAAACCCCCCCCCCCCCCCCCUCCCACCAAACAAUCACACUCAAUCCCCUCACAAUCUCUCUCUAUAAACUCCGCCCUUGACCUCCUCUCUCUCUCUCUAUCCAUAACAUAUCAGCUCAUACACCUCUCUCUCUCUCUCUCUCUCUCUCUCUCUAUAUAUAUAUAUAUAUAUAUCUACAUAUAAGCAUCUGUAUCAUUGUUGGUUGUGAAAAAUGAGCAGCAGUGGGGCGGGGAGGGUUUCAAUCCCGGGAAGUUUACAGAAGACGAUCCAGAACAUCAAGGAGAUCACGGGCAACCACAGUGAAGAGGAGAUAUACGCAAUGCUCAAGGAAUGUUCCAUGGAUCCCAACGAGACCGCCGCCAAGCUCCUCCUUCAGGGUACAUUUCAUGAAGUCAAAAGGAAACGGGGCAGGAGAAAAGAGACUUUGAGCAACAAAGAGUCUGCAGAAUUGAGGCGGAAACCUGGUAUGCAGGGGCGAGGGAGUAGGGGUGGACGGGGGAGCUAUUCACCUCGUUACAUAUCUAACGAUGGUAGUGGUGGCAGAAAACAUCCUUCUGAAAAGGAAAAUGGAGUCAAUCAAGUUCCAGACAAGGGUGUUGGGCUCUCGUCCUUGCCCACCUCUCAGGAGUCAAAAAAUAAAGAAGUCCUUCCUUCCACGAGCCCUCGAUCGGUCAUAACCAAUGGCCCCCUUGAGGUGGCUCCUGGGAGUACGGGUGUUGUACGUGCUCAUUUGUCUCCAGUAAGUUUGGACAACCAGUCUGGAGAGGGCUCAUCGACUGAUAUGAGUAAGUUGAACGGUCCACCACCACCUCCACAUCCGGUCAGCACGAUGGAAAAACCUCCCAUUGAUUUUGUGACAGGAGAUGCUCAUGGGCAUCUCACAUCAAGCUCUAGCAGCAACUCAAUUGCUGGGACCCAGGCAACUUUGCCUGGAGUCUAUUUCUCAGCUUCAGAUCCUGUCCUGGUGCCAUCUCAUGAUUCUCGGCUUCCCGGAGCUGUAGGUGCAAUUAAGCGUGAGGUGGGAAGUCAGCGAAUUCCAGUCGAACAAAUUUCCUCUGACCCUUCUGAGGGAAAAUCAAUUCCUGCAGUUUCUGAUGUACGAAGCUCCACCAUUCAAGGAACAAGUACGAGCAAAUCCCCGGGGGUAGGAAAGUAUCAACAUUCAGAUUCAACACAACCUGCGUCUUCUACUCAUGGCUCUUCUGUUCUUAGGCCUUUGCCCAAUUAUAAUAGACGGUCACCGCAAGUAAUUGGUCCUCAAAAAGGUCCCAGUAAGGAAUGGAAACCAAAGCCAGCGAACCCAAAUCUCACUCAAGGAUCUGGAAUAGAUGGUUCAACUGAGGUUCCUACCACAGCAGAAGCUACUAUCCAGUCCAAUCCUGUUCCGAGUGUCCUUGAUUCAGAAGAAGCCACAUCAAAACUACAGAGGAAGCUAGAGGAGUUACAUGUUUCAGAUGGUCAACAUGUUAUCAUCCCAAAUCAUCUCCAUGUCCCUGAAGCUGGAAAAUUUGGUUUUUGCUUUGGAAGUUUUGAUGCUAGUUUUGGAUUAAGCACAGACUAUGAUGAUGGUCCUGAGAAUGACAUGAACCCGACAACUCUUUCUGAAACUUCUGAGAGUGUUGAGGAGACGGCAGAGCAGUCCUCAAGCAAUCAAAAUGCAUUGGGCACUACUGAAGAAGGAGAUAUUCCUGAUCAUCCCCAGUCACCUAUACAUGCACCGCAAAAUGCAUUGGCUGUUGAGAGCAAUGUUUCAUCCAGCACGGUGCCAGAGUAUAGCGAAUCUAAGCACGAUACUUCCCUACAGCCCGGAAGCCAUAAUUAUUCGAUGAUUCAUACUUCUCCUAGCUACAGUUUUGGUUACAUGCCACCAGUGGUUGGUAGCCAGCUUGCACCAUUUGAAAGCUCCGACUCUCAAGCACGUGACGUUUCCCGCCUUCCUAGCUUUGUUGUUCCACCUCCGUUUGACCCAGCCAGCUAUUAUGCACAGUUCUAUCGAUCUGGCACUGAUGGUGAUGGCCGUACUUCUCCCUUCCAUUCACCUGGAGUUUCAGCGAAACACAAUGGAAAUGUUGCAGUGUUGUCUCAACAGACUACUCAAUCUGUACAAGAGGGUGGAAACUCUUUGGUUAUGACAACGGCAGGUCCAACUCUUGUGACUCAGGCCGCUGGGGUCAUGCAGAGCUCGAUAGCUGUACCUCAGCAAUCUCUCCCUCUCUAUCGACAACCAACUGGGAUGCCUAUACCCCACUAUCCUCCAAACUACUUUCCAUAUGGUCAUUAUUUCUCUCCUUAUUAUGUUCCCCCUCCAUCCAUCCAUCAAUUUUUUAGCAAUGGUGCAUUCCCUCAGCAACCCCAGGCUGGCAGUGUAUAUCCAGCUCCACAAGGAGCAACUGGUAAAUAUUCACUUCCGCAGUACAAGGUGGGAAAUAAUACGGGAAACACUACACAUGUUGGAGUUGCCAGUGGCUAUGGAUCAUAUGGCUCCAUCCCAGGUGGUUAUAACCCCAGUUCCGCUUCAACAGCUGGAAACUCACCUUCCAAUGACGAUCUCAGUGCACCCCAAUUCAAGGAAAACAAUGUUUACAUUACAGGGCAGCAGAGCGAAGGUCCAGCAGCAUGGAUUCAAGCACCAGGGCGAGACAUUUCCAGCUUACAGGCUAGCUCAUUCUACAACAUUCCUCAGGGUCAGGUGACUUAUGCCCCAACACAAACUGGUCAUGGCGCCUUUGCUGGAAUCUACCACCCAGCGCAGGCAGUUUCAGCAGCAACCGUUCAUCACCCUCUUCUACAGCAGUCUCAGACCAUUGCUUCAGCUGCUGAUAUUAUGGGACCUACAACUAGUGUCUAUCAGCAGCCGCAGCAUGCACAAGUCAACUGGCCAAAUAACUACUGAAGAAACCAUUUUUCUUCCCGCAAACAUGAGAUUUUUUGGGGAUUCCAUUGAGUUGAGAUGGAGCACAUAGCCGAAAGGGUACAAGAUUGGCCAUAACUGAGUGUAAAUCCCUAGACGUAUGGGUGAAGAAAUUUGGUUGUCAGUAGCUUCUGAUUGCUUUGGCGGAGCUUUUAAAAGGUGAAAUCCUACUGUAACUGGUAUCGACAAUUUUAAGUUCGUUGAGGGAGACAUUGACAAGCCUUCCAAUAAUUCCUGACUUGAUUGAGCGUCGAUAAACCUUUUUCUUUCUUUUUUACCGAGUCUCGUUUGCCUUCAGGUUAUUAUUUGAAGUUUUUUUUUUUGUAGGACUCUGGCAGUAAGGUUAGGUUUUUAGAGGAAUUUUCGGUUCCUGUUUUGUCUUGGUUUGCCCGUCUUACCUGUAAAGUGAAUUUUGAUAGCAAGGAUGUACUAAAAAUGUUGUACUGAUUGGUUUUGGUAUAGGCAAAAUAACUGAUCAAUUGUUGCA
This is a messenger RNA of Rhododendron vialii, 3512 nucleotides long. RefSeq lists its product as uncharacterized. Bases 326 to 3007 code for a protein of 893 amino acids. The record is from RefSeq and is a predicted model, not a curated record. Lineage: Eukaryota; Viridiplantae; Streptophyta; Magnoliopsida; Ericales; Ericaceae. The transcript has 11 exons.